Aspergillus alliaceus is the source of this 324-nucleotide messenger RNA. RefSeq names its product BolA family protein. NCBI's taxonomy places the organism in Eukaryota, Fungi, Ascomycota, Eurotiomycetes, Eurotiales, Aspergillaceae. The transcript is spliced from 3 exons. Bases 1 to 324 code for a protein of 107 amino acids. The record is from RefSeq and is a predicted model, not a curated record.
AUGGCUUCCAAUACCCCCAUGCAAGAUGUCAUCCGUGAGAAAAUCUCGACUGCCUUCAACCCCUCGAACCUUAUUAUCCGGAACGACUCCCAUCUUCAUGCACAUCACGCGCCAAUGCGCGGGUCAGUCUCGAAGGAGACGCAUUUUCAUGUAACAAUUACUUCGGAAGCAUUCCAGUCGAAGAUGCAGCCCGCCCGUCACCGGAUGGUCUACGCCUUGCUAAAGGACGAGAUGAGCCAAGAAGGAGGGAUUCAUGCGCUGCAGUUGCGAACUCGGACGCCAGAGGAGGAACAGAGGGAGAAGGACAAACGGGCCCAGGCAUAG